AUGCGUAUUUUCAUAAUUUUGUGUGUUGUGGCUGUUGCCUGGGCUCAAGCGGGAUAUAAAUAUAACGUUGGAGGAGGAAGCAGCGGCGGAGGUAGUUUUGGAAGCUCAGGAGGUUCCUCAUCCGGCGAUUCAUAUGGCUCUUCAUCUGGAGGAUCAUUUGGUGGCUCUGGUAGUUCAUAUGCUGGUUCUGGAGGUGUAAAUGUCGGCUCUGGCUCCUCAUCUGGUGGUUCAUUGGGCGGAACUGGUCACUCUUCGGUAGGUUCGUUUGGCAGCUCUGGCUCCUCAUCUGGUGGUUCGUUUGCUGGCUCUAGCCACUCUUCGGGAGGUUCAUCUAGCGGCUCAGGCUACUCAUCUGGAGGUUCAUUUGGCGGAUCUGGUCACUCUUCGGUAGGUUCAUUUGGCGGCUCUGGCUCCUCUUCUGAAGGCUCGUUUGGUGGCUCUGGCCUCUCAGGUGGAUCAUUCGGCGGCUCUGGCUCCUCAUCUGGAGGUUCCUUUGGCCGCACUGCAGGAUCUGACUCUGGCGAUGCUGUUUUAGAGAAGCAAUUCUAUACAUUCACAGCCGAUGAACAAGAUUUUAAUGAACCUGCUGUGGCAAAUCAAGUUUCAAGCUCCUUUAAACAAGGCCUUCGUGUGAUUUUCAUUAAGGGUCCCGAAAGCAGCGGCUCUGAAAAGGCUGCUCUCGCUUUGGCCAAAAACGCUGCCGAACAAAAAACUGUCAUCUAUGUUCUUAACAAACAAGCGGAUCUUGCUUCCUUGUCUAACCAACUGAAAUCGGAAAACAGCAACACUAUCAACAAACCGGAAGUUCAUUUCGUCAAAUAUCGCACCGAAGAAGAUGUUAACAAUGCUCGCAAGGCUAUUGAAGCACAAUACGAUGCUUUGGGGGGAAAGACACAACAUUUUGAUGGCGGAGUUGCUAAGUCCCUGAACUUCGCUUCCAAUGCUCCUGGUGCUUCCGGAGGACGACCAGGAUCAUCCGGUGGUGCUCCAAGUGAUACAUAUCUACCUACUGCAUAA
Stomoxys calcitrans (stable fly) is the source of this 1017-nucleotide messenger RNA. RefSeq lists its product as uncharacterized. Lineage: Eukaryota; Metazoa; Arthropoda; Insecta; Diptera; Muscidae. The transcript has a single exon. The record is from RefSeq and is a predicted model, not a curated record. The coding region runs from base 1 to 1017 and encodes 338 amino acids.